Messenger RNA from Colletotrichum acutatum, 2131 nucleotides. RefSeq lists its product as uncharacterized. The coding region runs from base 172 to 1905 and encodes 577 amino acids. The record is from RefSeq and is a predicted model, not a curated record. The transcript has 3 exons. Lineage: Eukaryota; Fungi; Ascomycota; Sordariomycetes; Glomerellales; Glomerellaceae.
AGUUAAUAAGAGUUGUCUUUAAUGAAUCUAAUGCCCACGGUUACCACUCAACUCUCUUGUUUUCAUUUCCCCCCCAACAAAGUCAACUCUGUGUGUCUACUUGACGAAAUCUUAUCCACAUCCUACCCCUUUUUACAUUCUUACCAAAAUCAUAGAUGAUUUGAAGCUUCAAUGUCGGAAUACUACAGCCAAGAGAGGGUGGAUAUGGUGGCGAUAUUGGCUACAUCACAGCGAAUCGAGUUUGAAAGAUGCCUUGCGGAAAUCAAAGGACGCAAUGGAGGUAACAGAUCCGACACGAUGGGAGUGCUCCAGCGUCUAGCUAGCGAAGCCGAAGUCGCCAGCAGCAUUCUGUUAAGUCUUCAGGCAGAGAAUAUCGAGGGCUCAUAUGUCACCAUACAUCGUAUGCUGGCACAGCAGACUCUGCUGAUCAAGACGCAGCUUCUGGAGGUUGCGGGAGAGAUGGGGAAACCGUUCCUACCGACGCCAAUGUCUAAUCCACGGUUGGCGCAACAAUCAAUGAUCCAGCAGCAACAGCAACAGCCACAGCAGGAGGAGGAGGCGGAUUGGGAACACCAAAAACCGCCGUCCCCUUUACCAAGACCUCCUAGGCAGCCGAAAGUAACACUACACUUCGAUCAGUUCCCAAUUUUUAGACGGCUUUCUAAUACUACGCCGACGCUCGACGCGAUGGACCGGUCCGAACCCCCUGAGAAGCAAAAGUCCCCGAUCCGUGAGAUCAAGGGGUUCCCUCCUCGGAACAUCAGAAAACGGCGUCAAACUAACAAUUCCUCGCCCUCACAUCUUCUUCAAGUGCCAGCAGAAAGUGGGAAAAAAGACAAUGAGCCAACUGGGCCAAGGAGGGCGAAUCAAGGAGGGAGCGUCCGUCGUCGUGAUCAGGCCAGUGUAAGUCCUUCUCCCCCGAGAAAAGCCACGCUGUGGCCCAUCGCGAGUAACAAAUUCUCGCUUCCAGCGCUGGUGAAUAUCUCUUUAGACGUGAACGAAGAGCGAGAUCCCCUGAGAGGUCGGAAGCCGGGGGAUGUGAGGGAAGCGUGGAUAAAUGAUCUCGAUUCUAGGACGGACAGUAAGGACGAGGGCGAGGCAAAGAUGGAGGUGGAGAUGGGAGAUGGACGUAAGACAGGGGACCAAGGGGAAGGGGGGGAGACUCGCGGCAGGAAGAGGUCCGCAGACAAGGACUUAUACCCAUCGACUGUCAAAAAACCUCGCUCUGAGCCUCGGGGCGGGAAGAACGGUGGUAGUCCAGGGCGUAUCAAAAGCAGAGAUGCCGAACCGACCGCCGCUGUACCCAGCAUACCAGACUCGCCGAAGCCAGUAGGGUGCUGCAUCUUCGCGGAAGCUCUCAACCCAAGAUACCUAUUCGGCACCGAAAAAGAGGAUCAGAGGGCCCUGCACUACCGCGACGCCAUCGAGGACCUCAUCCAACUCGUCGGAGACACACCGCACGCAAUCACAUCCGACGACCCACUCAUGCGCGAGUACCAUACAAGACAAUUCAAAGACAUACAGACCGUCCUCCGUAGAAUCCCAUCCAAGGCCAUAUCGAAAAAGAUGAUCGACGAAAAGCUCUUGGCGAUCCGACAAGAGGAGACGGCGAUUCAGAAGGGGCAAAUCCCACAUCUUAGGGGAAUAAAGGCGAAGGAGGCCAGGGCGAAGCGUAGACAGCAGCUAAUGCAGGAGAAAGAGGUUCUGCACCGUCGACUGCGGGCCUGCAAUGAGCUGAAUGACAAGAUUUUUGCGUUUGGAGCGGAGGGGGCGGCGAUAUUUGCGGAUUGGAUCGUGGAGAUGAAGUUGCGCGUCGACGGGGAGCUCGAGUUUGCGGAGAGGGCGCUGAUGAUGCCGUAUUCUGGCGGGGUUCAGGAAGAUGGCCGCGAGUUCUGUUGUGUUUGAAGAAGAAGAGUGAAAAGUUGAGUUUGUGGCCUAUAAAGGGCUCGAGAAGAGGAGGAAGGUGUAUAUACCAGUGACGGUGUGCGUCAGGAAAGUUAGCUGAGGUAGAUAUUACAGAAGCGUUUGUUUUGGCCUGUGGAAGGAACAUCAAGAGACAAUGCAUUACUCGCGCCAACUCCUCUUAACUCCAUUGAUCAUCCACCGACCUUUAUACAUACACGAUCAGGGG